UUGAAAUUAGAGCGGAGGUGAAAGUGGGAGAAGACAGCUCGAUGUUCGCUCGACGUCUCUUCGUGUUUGUUAAAAUAUUAAUUUAAACGCGAAGUUUCAUUAAACCUGAACGUUGUUUAAACGUUAGCCGUUAGCUUCGCGUCCUCAGCGGAAGAAGACGGUGAAUCCAACAUGGAGGACAUGUACGUGAAAGCAGGUAACCAGGAGCGGGGCUGGAACGACCCCCCUCAGUUCUCCUAUGGCCUUCAGAUGGCCCGCGGACCACCGAGGAACCUCCUGAACAAGAGAGCAGCUCCACCUGUGUCAGGUUCAGGAGCUCCACCUCCUAUGUAUCCCUCCGCCAACCCUCUGGCUCCACCUCGGUGUGGCAUAGCCCCACCCACUUUGCACACAGCUCAUCCUCCACCCGACUGCGUGGCAUCGCCCCUUCCUCCGGCAGGACCAAUGAGAAGCCAGAAAGAGGCUGGCAGUAGCCCAUCAGAGAGUGUGCCUGAUGUAGAGGUGGUGGUGCUGGUGUUGAGGCGAGCGCUAGCCGCCUGCAGACACACCGUCAGAGAUCAGGUGUGUAAUGAUGUGGAAAAAAGGCUCCUCCUCCUGGAGGAUGGUUGGAGAUCAGGCCGACUGAGCCUUCCCGUCAGGAGACGCAUGGACGCCCUGUCUCAAGAGUUGCAGUCGGGUCACUGGGACGCAGCUGAUGAAAUCCAUCGCUCUCUGAUGGUCGAUCAUGUGACUGAGGUCAUUCAGUGGAUGGUCGGCGUCAAACGAAUCAUUGCUGAGACACGAAAUCUGAGUCCAGAACUCCUACGACUGCUUCUUUACCCUGCAGGGGUCCAGGAGCCUGUAGAACCAGUCCAGCAGCCUGCAGGACCAGUCCAGGAGCCUGUAGAACCAGUCCAGCAGCCUGUAGGACCAGUCCAGCAGCCUGCAGGACCAGUCCAGGAGCCUGUAGGACCAGUCCAGCAGCCUGCAGGACCAGUCCAGGAGCCUGCAGGACCAGUCCAGGAGCCUGCAGGACCAGUCCAGCAGCCCGUCUCUCAUUCCUGACUCAACAGCAGGUUUCCUUAGUCUCUUGAUAAACUUUGACUCUUUGAACCAUCUCCAGGACCUGGUGGCAACAAUCCUCACAUUCACACUUCAGCAGAGGUUCAGCAGUUUGCUCAAGGAAACUUCAACAAGGAUGGACGUAUUGUUCAAAAUGAAACCCUUCUGUUCCUGACUCUGCAAUAUGAACCAUCAACAUCUGGAUUCUGGAUCUUAGACUCUUUGACAUUUUGGCUAUUAUUGGUGUCUGGACCACAGACUGUUAAUAAAAACAGAUGUAGACUCCAGGUCCAGAGAGUGAAGCCGAUGUGAAGUGUCUGAAACCUGUCUUCUGUGUAGUGACCAGCAGGGGGCAACUCCUCUGGUAGUUUCUAUAGAAGUCUAUAGAAAAUGAACUUCAGGGAACUUCAGAGUCUAAACUUUAAACUCUAAACUUUAGACUCUAAAGGUCAGAGUCCGAACUGUCUCAGCCUCUAGUCACCAUGUUCUGCUCCUUGUUGUUUCCUCACUUCCUGUUGUAUAAAGCUGUUUCCUGUGUGAGCUGCCUCCUGCUGCCAUUCUUUGAUCAUGUUUCCUUAUUGUUUCUGCUUCAGAUUUACUGAAGAGUGCAAUGUCCAAGACUUCUUCAUGAUUCACAGAUAAUAAAUCCACCUUCACUGCUGUUUA
Messenger RNA from Paralichthys olivaceus (Japanese flounder), 1707 nucleotides. It is a transcript of the gene sra1, whose product is annotated as steroid receptor RNA activator 1. The record is from RefSeq and is a predicted model, not a curated record. Gene Ontology annotation, biological process: regulation of transcription by RNA polymerase II. Gene Ontology annotation, cellular component: nucleus. Lineage: Eukaryota; Metazoa; Chordata; Actinopteri; Pleuronectiformes; Paralichthyidae.